Messenger RNA from Pipistrellus kuhlii (Kuhl's pipistrelle), 7407 nucleotides. It is a transcript of the gene GABRB2, whose product is annotated as gamma-aminobutyric acid type A receptor subunit beta2. Lineage: Eukaryota; Metazoa; Chordata; Mammalia; Chiroptera; Vespertilionidae. The transcript is spliced from 10 exons. The record is from RefSeq and is a predicted model, not a curated record. Bases 188 to 1723 code for a protein of 511 amino acids. Gene Ontology annotation, molecular function: GABA-A receptor activity; neurotransmitter receptor activity; extracellular ligand-gated monoatomic ion channel activity. Gene Ontology annotation, cellular component: membrane; GABA-A receptor complex; synapse. Gene Ontology annotation, biological process: regulation of membrane potential; chemical synaptic transmission; monoatomic ion transmembrane transport.
UAUUUUUGUUAUUUUUUUUUCUUAGCAAGAGAAAUCCGCUAGGCUAUCCCAGGCAGCGCCGCCGCUGCCCCUUUGAUGUUGUGGUCCGCCGUGCGCAUGCGCCUCGCAGUGGCAUUACUGCACCGGGCAGACUAAGUUGGAUCUCCUCUCUCCAGCGAAGCCCUCGAUCCCAUCCAAAACUAAAGGGAUGUGGAGAGCUCGGAAAAAAGGCUACUUUGGGAUCUGGCCCUUCCCCUUGCUAAUCGCCGCUGUCUGUGCGCAGAGUGUCAAUGAUCCUAGUAACAUGUCCCUGGUUAAAGAGACGGUGGAUAGACUUCUGAAAGGCUAUGACAUCCGCCUGAGACCCGAUUUUGGAGGUCCCCCCGUGGCCGUGGGAAUGAAUAUUGACAUUGCCAGCAUCGAUAUGGUUUCUGAAGUCAAUAUGGAUUAUACAUUGACAAUGUAUUUUCAACAAGCCUGGAGAGAUAAGAGGCUGUCGUACAACGUCAUACCUUUAAACUUAACUCUGGACAACCGAGUCGCAGACCAGCUCUGGGUGCCCGACACCUACUUCCUGAAUGACAAGAAGUCGUUUGUGCACGGCGUGACCGUCAAGAACCGCAUGAUCCGCCUGCACCCCGACGGCACCGUCCUCUACGGCCUCAGAAUCACAACCACAGCUGCCUGCAUGAUGGACCUAAGGCGGUACCCACUGGAUGAACAAAACUGCACCUUGGAAAUUGAAAGCUAUGGAUAUACCACUGACGACAUUGAGUUUUACUGGCGUGGGGAAGAUAAAGCAGUAACGGGAGUAACAAAGAUCGAACUUCCACAGUUCUCCAUUGUAGAUUACAAACUCAUCACCAAAAAGGUUGUUUUCUCCACAGGUUCCUAUCCCAGGUUGUCCCUCAGUUUUAAGCUGAAGAGAAACAUUGGGUACUUUAUUCUGCAAACGUAUAUGCCUUCCAUCCUGAUCACUAUCCUCUCCUGGGUCUCCUUCUGGAUUAAUUACGAUGCUUCAGCUGCAAGAGUGGCAUUAGGAAUUACAACUGUCCUUACAAUGACCACCAUCAAUACUCACCUCCGGGAGACUCUCCCUAAAAUCCCCUAUGUGAAGGCCAUUGACAUGUACCUGAUGGGGUGCUUUGUCUUUGUAUUCAUGGCCCUUCUGGAAUAUGCUUUGGUCAACUACAUCUUCUUUGGGAGGGGACCCCAACGCCAAAAGAAAGCAGCCGAGAGGGCGAGCGCCAACAGUGAUAAGAUGCGCCUGGAUGUCAACAAGAUUUUUUAUAAAGAUAUUAAACAAAAUGGGACCCAAUAUCGAUCCUUGUGGGACCCAACUGGAAACUUCUCCCCAACUAGACGGACUACCAAUUACGAUUUCUCUCUAUAUACGAUGGACCCCCAUGAGAACAUCUUGCUGAGCACUCUUGAGAUAAAAAACGAAAUGGCCACAUCGGAGGCUGUGAUGGGACUUGGAGACCCCAGGAGUUCGAUGCUGGCUUACGAUGCGUCCAACCUCCAGUAUCGGAAAGCCGGGCUGCCCAGGCAUACCUUUGGCCGAAAUGCCCUGGAACGACACGUGGCACAGAAGAAAAGCCGCCUGCGGAGACGCGCCUCCCAACUGAAAAUCACCAUCCCCGACUUGACUGAUGUGAAUGCCAUAGACCGGUGGUCCCGCAUAUUCUUCCCAGUGGUUUUUUCCUUCUUCAACAUUGUCUAUUGGCUUUACUAUGUGAACUAAAGCAGAGCCUCCCUCGGGAAGCAAGGACUAGAUGCCUCCUCAAACUAGUUGUACAGUCUGACGUAGGACUUGGAAAACACAUCAAUCCAGGACAAAAGUGAUGCUAAAAUACCUUAGUUGCUGGCCUAUCCUGUGGUCCAUUUCAUACCAUUUGGGUUGCUUCUGCUAAGUAAUGAGUACACGAAGGGCCUUGUGAUUUUUCCAGUUAAAAUGCAAGUCAUUUGUACACAUGCUGGCAAGACUGAGUCUGAGUGUUCCACUUCAUCUGCUUAUUGUGCAGCUGACACGGAGGGGAAUUAUGUAGAAGAUAUUCUUAGAAGGCUUGAUAGCACUAUCAGUCAUUUCUCUGAAAAGUCAUAUCCAGGUAUUCCGAUCUUCCUUGCGAAGGGUGGCAUGCUGCUGAGAUGGCACCAUGCUUAGGAAAGAUUAUCCUCAAUGCCAUGCGAACAGGCUUACGGAAGAUGGUCUCUGCCCAUCUUAUUAAGGCGAUAAUGGUGUCCUGGGAUGAAAAUUCCCACUGGAUUCUAGAAGGUUCUCACGUAGUUCAAAAAAGAUGGGGGCAGUCAAGAGAGAGAUUCAGGAAACCAAGUUGGCCAGUUUCAGAUUGCUUGAGCACUGGGAAUCAACUAUGACGUCUUCCAUUUUGGCAUGUAGACCCCAGGAAAAUUCUAAACAUUAUCAUGCAUGAUGACCAAAGAAACUUUUCUAAAACUCUAUUUCCUAGGUGGUUAAAAGAAGAGUUAAAAACCCAGAGCAGAGUGGGAAAUUCAGAAAUGACUGUUGGAACAAAAUUGAAACAAGCAUCAUGACCCUUAUCAGCCCACACAGCAUCUGGUCUAUUCGUUUAUGGUCAGUGGCAAAGGUAGAAUGAGAGAUUUUUUUGUUUUGUUCCAACUUCACAAGCUUUGGACAGCAUGCCUAUAGAGGCUUAUAUAAUUUAUUUAAUUAAAAGACACCCACUAAAGAGAAAAGUUAGCCAAAUUAGCAUCACCUUAGAUCCAUGUUAGACUGAGAGUUAUCAAAUAUAUGAAUAUAAAACACAAACAGGUUGCUAUUCUCACACAACGUCAGCUGUCUCUGCAACAUUUUUCCUUAUAAGUUCAUUUCUGACUUUAACAGGGUAUUUCCAAAGAGGGAUUUGUUCACUUCUUUAAAGAAUUAAUGUUCCUUUCCAGCUUUUCUUGCUUCUGAAAUUCUGAUUAAAUUCUUAGAAGACAGAAAACAAAUGUAAGGCUUUGGAGAGAUUUAGUGAACUCCAUUUCCUUAUGUGCAAUGAAAUUCACCUUGCUAUUUUUCAUAGUAAACAAUACUUCAAAGAUUAUGUGCACAAAUAGAGUUAGAUUGUGGGUAUAUUAGGUUUUAUUUUUUAAGAUUGCUUUCAUUGUGUAUGUUGCAAUCUCCCCAAUCAAGGAAAAUAUGAUAAGAGUGGAAAAUAGGAUAACAAAGCCACAUUAACCUGAUGAAGGAUAUGGACCUCAGUUGAUACUUCAGAAAAAUGUCUAACUGAAAUCAGGUAGGCAUGAUGUAUUGUUUUAUUCCAGUUUUAAAUUAUCAUUAUACUUCAUUCUAUACUAAUUGGAUAUAUGAAUUUAUAUGUUGGACAGUAAGAAAAUAGUGAACUGCUUAAUUUUCCUUACAGUUUCAUUUUAUUGAACUUUAUCUUGGUGCAUGACUUUGCUAUGUCUAUUUAAAAAACAAAGACACUUCUUUUCAGAGUAACAUUUCCUAAUUUUGCAUAAUAGCUAAGACCAUUACCUGUCUGUGUUUAAAUAUUAUGCUUUUUCCCCCUGAUGAUUUAUUUAGCUGCUUGGAAUAGGGUAGGUCCUAUUGUCCUUCUAUUCCAAGUAUCUUAGUACUUAGCCUUCUGAAUUUAGCUUCAGAUUGGAUGGUAUUUUUCUCCCCACCUGUAUCAGGGACUGUGGCCCUUAUUUCUUGAUUAUACACUUGAACACCUCUGAGUAUGACCUGUGGGCAGAAUCCAACCAAGGUUCUGUCCAUGGGCUCAGAGUAGAGAUUCUUCAAGUUUCUCCAGGGACACACUUCCACCUAGACGGCAAUCUGGGGGCACCACACUAAUAAAAGUGCCUGCCCCUUGUCACCAGGGGUUCGUCUGAAUAGCAUAUACCAGGAAGGAGUAUAUUUAUAACUCAGGUGCACAACUCCAAAAUGCCAUUCUGGAAUGGUUUUUCUAGAGACAACCCUGAGCCCAAGUCAAGAAGUGGGCUCUUAUUUGUAAUUAUUGUAAAAGCCAUAAACAUCCUUGGUAUUGUCACAUAACAAAUAUUUGAUAUCCAAGGAAGUCAACAGAGUAAUCGAGAUUGGAGUGGAGAGAAGCAACCUCAAAGCAUGAGAGUCAAAACCAUAUAACCAGGGAUUCAUUUCUACCCCCAGUGAUAAGCAGAAACUGGAAAAGGAGAAAGGAUGGAACCUGGAACAGAUGCCCUAGAACAGAACCCAUAUGUUGGCAUUCAAUAACCACAUAGUUAGAAACAACUGACUCAUCUUGCCCAGAGGUAACAAAUGGUAGAUAUAGAAUUUAUUCUUUAACUAUAUGUUUACUGUGGUUGAAUUGGUUUGAGAGGAGGGGGUCGGGGAAGGGUGUUAGAUCUUAUAAGGCCAGAAAGACCAGUCAGCUUGAUAUUCAGUGGUUAAAAUUAGGGACCACAAAAGUGUGUUUUGGCAAUUCUGAUAUGCUAUUACUAUCAGCUUAUACAUUUAUGUACAGUUUUUUUUAAAUUAUAAAACAGCCAGAUAGCCAGCGAUUAAGGUGUUUUUUCAUCUUUCUGACAUUCAUAGGCGAAUUCUGACUCUAAAAUUCACAGUCAAAAUGAAAUCUUUGAUCUCAAUCUGUAUAUAUAUAUACAUAUUGUACAUGACUGCUAGUAGGUAUGAAAUGCAUUUUCAGAACUGAAAACUCAUGCAACAACAUCAUGUGUUUGCAUAGGGAAUGUUACAGGUCUUUCCACUACAGUUUACUCUAAAGGGAAAGACAUAAGAUAAGCAGUGCCAUGUAGACUUUUCCUCUUCUCAUUUCUUCAAAAGCAGUGCUCGGUUAAAAAAAAUAAUAAUAAUUAAACAAAUAAGUAAAUAAAUAAAUAAUGGUUUAUAAACCAAAAGACUUUACAUUGUAGCUUUAGUAACAAAAAAAAAAAGAAAUAUCUGUCAGCUUAAAAAAGCACAACACAUAGAGAAAGUUCAGUAGAAAGCAUAAAGGAGAAAUGAAUCAUACUCAUUUUAAGCCAGACCUGCAUUUAAUUGGCAACUCACCCAAUUUUCAUUUUCUAUAGAUAACUGUGUUCCAGUCUUAUGAUUAACUUCAUAUUCAACAACAGAAACAACCAAGCAAUCAACAAACAACAGGUCAUACAACAAUAUACAUGUAUAUAAGUGUAUAUAGAGAUCCAUAUAAACAUACAUGCAUAAAAAUAUGCAUUCAUACAUUGGAAAACAAAAGGAAUAAGCUAAUAUCUUUUAUUUCCUUCAUUCAACCAGUGUAUGAGUGCUUUUUACUUGGCAACACAAAUCCACAUAUUUAAACAAGUGAUACAGGGUACUGAGCGUUUCUCUAUCAGCAAAUAAUGCCUACUGUUCUUAGGAACCAUUGCACAAUCCGACACUACAAUAGUGCUGUACCUCAGAACAUCAGAAACUCACUAGUUCUUGCAUUGCUUGUCUACUUGCUCUUUUUCAAGGAAACAAAUCACAUUGUCCAUUGGUCAUUUAAAAACAAAAAUGUCUUAAGGAAACAGAAAAUGAUUUUUAAAAAUCCUUCCAGGAGGAGGAAAAAAAAUAACUAAACCUCACCAUGUUGGUAGGGCAAAUAUCUCAACUGUAGCAAUCAUGCCAUUUUGCUAAGUGUACAGAGUCUAUGUAAUGUGAGCAACCAUAACUUUCACUGAGUGUAAAUAUUAAAAUGGAUUUCUUAAAUAUUUUUAACUUCUUAUUUGUAUUUUAUGGUAAGGCAGUGUGCAAAUUCUGUUCAUGGCUUCUGUUGAUGUGUUAUAAUAGACUGUAAAUAAUUAAAUAUGCUGUAAAUGAAUAGUCUAUAGAUACAAAUACUUCAUUUUUUUCUCAUUUUUUUAUUUCUUUUUUACUAAGUACAGUUACUGCAGAGCCCCAACAGAGUAAUUGAAACAUUCUUUUUGCGUAAAUGGUUUGGGAUCCCAGAUAGAAGGGUUUCAGUUUAAUAACACACACACACUUAAUACACUCACAAACAUCUACACAUACGUGCUCACUUACAAACACCUACACACACUCACUCAUAGACUCAUACAUAUUUACACAUACACGCUCUCAGUCACACACAUCUACAUACACACACCUGCUCACACACACAUGCAUCUACACACACAUACACACACAUUCAAACACAACAUUCUUUCCUUUGCCCACUCACUCCCAUUCUUCCUCCCUCUAUAAACACACAGUAUUCAUGUAGUGAAUGUAACAAACCAAGAGAUAGCCUUAGAAAUGGCAAUUGGGAAAAGCAGAAAUCAUCAUUAUUUACUUGAAAGGGUUUUUAUGUGUCAGAAUUCAAGAAACCAAAGGUUGUAACUUACAUGUCAAUUUUCAAAGAGUAAAAGUUUAUAUUGACAGCACUACAGGAAAUAAAAUUGCUUAUGAUGCAUACCUGCUCCAGAAAUUUGUUACAUCCUAGGAGACCUUUUUUUUAUAUAUAUAUAUAUAAUAGCUUUUUGUCCUUAGGUAGUAUUCUUUCUUUCAACCAAAGACUCCAGAAUUAUUAAAAAACAAAAAAAGGAAAGAAAAAGUGAAAAAUGAGGGAAAACAAAAAAAAGACACUGCUUUACACCAAAGGUAUGAACACGAUUUUCCAAGUACACUAGGAACAUUGUCAAAAAUAGUAAAGAUCCAGAAUAAUGCUAAUUAAGAUACUACCCUAAAGAAAUCAUUUAAGAAAAAAACAAAACAAAACAUAAAAGCAGCAGUACUCUUAAAUAUCUGUUGUUAUUUGGAUAGGGAAAUAAAACAUUUCUACAGAAGUUUGCAAAAUUGUGACAUCAGAUAUUAAUUUGCUUCAAGUUUUUUUGCGACAACUAUGACCCAAAAUGAAAAACAAAACUUUGUGUUUUUUAACUUUCAAAAGCAAAUGUCUCUCUCCUGUCUCAUUGUCCACUAAGCUGAUGCCCAUGUGUGUGUCCUUGCACUGUUUUUCCCUUUGAGGUUCAGUAAUUUGUUUUCAACCACACUCCUUUUUAACAUAAUUCAAAGUUGCGAAUAAUUUAAAUUCCAUAACAUUUUUAUUAUUAUUUGCAUGGGUGUUUAAAUAGUUUUGUUAUGAAUAUUGUCCCUGCACAGUUCUGAAUUGUCCUUUUAUAAAAAGUGACAUUCUAGUUCCUUCACAGUGUAGUGACUAUCCGCCUUACUAUUUACCUUGUAGCCUUUUUUAAUAUGCACAUAAUGCAGAUUUUCCAAUGGCUAGGAAGUGCAAAACACAAGUGGAUAUCAUUGCAUCUAUUUUUCAUGUCUUUCUAAAAACAGGACUACUAAAAUCUCUGGGAUACAUGAGAUAGUAACAAAUGAGGAUUAUAAAUGAGUAGCACAUAAGAAUUAUUUUCUUGAAUUUAAACUAAUUACAGUCAGUUUCAGCAUGUAAAUAUAUAAUAAUGUUGGCUAGUGUGUAAUUCUUGAAUUAAGAAAUAUAAAUAAAACUUGAAAGGAUG